CUAAAACGUAUCACACCUUGUAUGUUUCGAUUCGAUAUGCAAUUAUGCAUGUCAUUCUGCAAGGAACGAAUUGCAGAGUUCAGAUUAAACUUUCUCGAUGUGACCCCGUCGAGUAUGAGAAACAGGAUCGAAUAUCUGGUAAAGUAUUCAAUUGCACCUCCGCCCAGCAGAGAUUAUUACGGUCUGAAAAUUUUUGAAGACGAGGUAAUUCUGUAUUUAUGGAAAAUUUCUCACGGACCUCAUAAAGCACCGAUCGUAUAUCGUGCUAAGCUUAAUAAAUUUGAUGAAGAUAAAUCUUUACAGAAUGAAAUACGUCACGGAUUUGGUAAACAUUUAUUGAAAUACGUAAAAAAUAUUGCUAAAGAAAAUAGAAAUCUUUUAACUUUACCAAAUUCAGUAAUCGGAAAAAUAUCAAAAUAUUUAGAGUUCACAGAUAUACUUAAAUUAUCUUCAUUAUCACGUAUUGCUUAUGAGGUAUUCAAUACUGAUUUAGUUUGGCAGAUACUUUAUACGAGAGAUAAAAAAGCCAAUAUUAGUUUAGAAAAAAAAGAAAAGAUUAUAAUCUAUGAUUGGAAACAAUUGUAUAAAGAUAAAGAAAUGCAGACGUCAAUUAAAGAUCAAACAAAUCAUCGAAUUUCGUCAUUAGUUAUAAAUCAUUCAAAAACCAAUAAAUUAUUAAUAAAAUCUAUCAGCGAUGCACCAAAAUCUACCUCGAACAAAACAUCAACGACAAAGAAACGCUUAGAUGAUCCUUCGGUGAUGGCUCUCGUAACAAUCCCACUCUCCAAAACAAUGUCUGAUACUCGAUUUUGCACGUAUACAAAUAAAGAUGAGAAGCCGUUUCUGCAAAAGAAAAACAUAAAAAAUACUAGUUCUACAUUCAACAUCAAUGAGAAAAAUGUCAAAAAAGAUCUUAUUAUGUCAAAAAUGACAACAAAGCAAGAAAUUAGAAGUGUCUCUAAACGUAACAAAAUAUCUGAUAAACAAAUAAAUCAAACAAUGAAAUCAAACAGUGGAAAAUAUUUAAAUAAAAUCAACACGAAACCAACAACAUCAACACAAGAAAGUAAAUUAAAAUGUAAAACACAAACUGCUUCUAAAACACCCGUUCAAACUGCUUCUAAAACAUCCAUUUCAAAAAAUAUUGUAGGAAAUAUAAAAUCAUCCUCAGUUUCAAUACAAAAUUUGCAAAAUAAAAUUCAAUCACAAGCAAAGAGCAAACCUAAAAAGAAAGUAAUUGCGACAAAAUCUAAAACAUUUAACACUGAUGAAGAGUUGUCCGAGAACCCUUUUACAGUCAGAUAUGACAAAGUCGAUCUGGCUGAUCUAAUCGAAGCAAGUUUGAAAAAAAUUCGAAGUCCGCGAAACAUAUUUGAUUACGAUUUCAGUUGUGUAGAACAGCCGAACAGAACAAAGGACAUUUUAGAUAUUAGAAAUGAAAUUCAGAAUAUUGAUAAAUCGAAACAAUUAAAACUUACCAAAAAUAGUGUCAACACAAAUAAUUUUUCUCACAAAAUAAUUCAGAAUAACGAAAUUCUGGAGAAGCUUUCGGAGAAAUCUGAAAUGUUUGAUGAAUUAUCCAAUGAGUCUCUUGAUAAAAAAUUUUUAUCAAAAGAAGACAAUAAACCAAUUUCUGAAAAGUAUAUGAAAGCCCGGGAAGAACUUCGAAAAUCUUUGGAAUGGAAUCGAAGUGAUCCAGUAUCUUCUCAAGAUCGAUGGGAUCCAGAUAUAAAUUUUCAAAAUAAAUCCUAUAUAUAUCCCAAGAAGGUUGUUAAUAAUAAUGAGAAAUCCCCUAUUCCUAAAAGACCAUUAAAAACUUCUUCUCUAAAAGCAUACCUUUCGAACAGUUUGGAGAAAGAAAUAAAAUUCUAAAGAUAUUCAAAAAGGUUAAAUAAAAUUUAU
Trachymyrmex septentrionalis is the source of this 1902-nucleotide messenger RNA. RefSeq lists its product as uncharacterized. The coding region runs from base 22 to 1872 and encodes 616 amino acids. The transcript is spliced from 5 exons. The record is from RefSeq and is a predicted model, not a curated record. Gene Ontology annotation, molecular function: protein binding. NCBI's taxonomy places the organism in Eukaryota, Metazoa, Arthropoda, Insecta, Hymenoptera, Formicidae.